AUGGGCUCUCCCUUCGAUAUCAAUGGCGGAGCUUGCGUCGCCAUGGUGGGCAAGGAUUGUGUUGCAAUCGCCUGCGAUCUUCGCCUGGGCAUGCAGGCGCUGACCGUCUCGAACAACUUCCCCAAGAUCUUCAACUACGGUCCUUCUACUUUUCUCGGCUUGACCGGGCUGGCCACCGACGUCAACACCGUUUCAGAUCUCUUCCGCUUCAAAGUCAACAUGUACCGACUCCGCGAGGAACGAAACAUUGCGCCGCAGACUCUGGCCAACCUGGUCAGUUCGUCGCUGUACGAAAGACGCUUUGGACCUUUCUUCGUCAGUCCCGUCAUCGCUGGUGUGAACAGCACGACGGGCAAGCCUUUUAUCUGUGGAUUUGACAGUAUCGGCUGCAUCGACUUCGCCAAGGAUUUCAUUGUCAGCGGGACGGCCAGCGAUCAGCUUUUCGGUACCUGCGAGGGUUUGUGGGAGCCAGAUCUGUCUCCAGAAGACCUCUUCGAGACCAUCUCUCAGGCACUCCUCAGUGCAGUCGACAGAGAUGCCCUUUCCGGCUGGGGUGCCCAAGUAUACAUCAUAGAGAAGGAUAAGGUGACGAAGCGGCUACUCAAGGGAAGACAAGAUUAG
This is a messenger RNA of Aspergillus clavatus NRRL 1, 621 nucleotides long. It is a transcript of the gene pup3, whose product is annotated as proteasome core particle subunit beta 3. Gene Ontology annotation, biological process: proteasome-mediated ubiquitin-dependent protein catabolic process. Gene Ontology annotation, cellular component: proteasome core complex; proteasome core complex, beta-subunit complex. Lineage: Eukaryota; Fungi; Ascomycota; Eurotiomycetes; Eurotiales; Aspergillaceae. The transcript has 4 exons. The record is from RefSeq and is a predicted model, not a curated record. The coding region runs from base 1 to 621 and encodes 206 amino acids.